Teleopsis dalmanni is the source of this 3226-nucleotide messenger RNA. RefSeq lists its product as uncharacterized. Gene Ontology annotation, biological process: negative regulation of cell migration. Bases 184 to 2583 code for a protein of 799 amino acids. The transcript is spliced from 5 exons. NCBI's taxonomy places the organism in Eukaryota, Metazoa, Arthropoda, Insecta, Diptera, Diopsidae. The record is from RefSeq and is a predicted model, not a curated record.
UAAUUGAAUAAUUUCAAUGUUAAAUUUUAAAUUGGCUUCCAGAAUGUAUUAUAAAGAAGCAAAGAAAAUAAAAUAAUAAAUAUAACAACUAGUUUACCAACACCAACAUUGCAAACAAAAAAAAAAGUAAUAUAUAAACAAAUAAAAAAAAAACAUUAAUUACAUUUACAAAAACGAAAAAUCAUGUUUUCCUUCCACAAACCGCGAGUUUAUCGCUCGGCUGAAGGUUGCUGCAUAUGUCGAGCCAAAUCGAGCAGUUCCCGCUUCACCGAUUCAGGGAAGUAUGAAAGUGGAUUGAUGAAAUGUUUUGAUUUAAAAUAUCCACGCCAAGGUGAAAUAUGCAAUGCAUGUGUUCUACUAGUGAAACGUUACAAACGUUUACCAGCUGGCAGUAAUCGUCAUUGGGGUCAUGUUGUUGAUGCACGUGCUGGUCCUGGUACAAAAUCCUUAACAAAACAGAAGAAAAGCAAAGAUGAAGACAUGCCUAGUACAAGUAAUAUUUCUUCAAAGCAAGCACAUAAAAAUAAUUCAUUAAUACCAGAGAGAUUUGCAAAAAUAUUUAAAAAGAACAAAAAAAGUAAAAUUAUUUCGAGUCCAAAAAAAGAAAUGAACAAACGCAAAACUACAACUAAUCAAUGGGAACAUCAUUCUUUACCUACUUCACCGGAUUCAGUGGAUAGUGAUUAUGAAGAUAGUCGCAUGGAGUCGGCAACAGCUUCUAAUGUGCAAUUUCAAACACAAACGCGCGCAUCUUCAUAUAGAACACGUAGCAAUACAAUUAAUUUAAAUUUAUCCACAAAAAGAACCGGCAGCAAUAGAAGAAAGAGUAUGCCACCAAUAAAAAAUCGCCGGCAAAUUGAUAAUGUGCAAUUUUUUGAUGAAACUCAUUGGGAGGAACGCAGAUCUUGUUGUGGUUUAUUUUAUGAGUGUAAAGAUUUGGCGAGUUCAGUUAUAGUGGAUGUACUACACUAUAGACAAUGCUUGGAACAUCGCAAUAUGCACACAGAAAAUAACAUACAAACAAAAAUGCAACAACAACAACAACAACAGCAACAACAAAACAAAACUAAUAUGUCAACAAAUGUGCUACAGAUAAUGCCUUUAUCAACAGUCACAAAAGUUCCAACUCAAAAUACAAAUCCAACGCCAGUGUUAAAGAAACAUCAUUUAUUUUUCAAAAGACAAUCGGAAAGUUUUCCACAUGCCGAUAUUAAUUUUAUCAAUUUAAAUGAGAAUACAAAAAUGAACUUAAAGACUGAAGCAACGGCAGCAUUAGCAACAAGUCCAAUGGAAAUUUGUGUAACAACACAAGCGGCAACGAAAACUACAACAGCAAAUAUACCUGUGAAUUCUGCAAUUGCCAUUAACUCAAUAAACUCAAUAAACUCAAUAAAUGUGACAAAUACAGCAAUAUCUACAUCGAAUCAAAUGCCAAAACAUUCUAUUGCCAAGGUAACGACCAUACAUACCAUGCCGACAAACCUGAAUAAUCAUAGUAAUAACGUCAAUAUUGUUAAUCAGACUACAACACAAGCUCAAGUUAAGACACAAAAUUACUUACAUAAAACCAAAUGCGAUACUGGAAAAAUUGUUAAACAUUCCGUAGAUAAGAUUAAUACGGGAGUGCAUAUUAAACCAUCAGAUUUACAAGAUAUGAGACAUAUUAUAAAGACAGUAGAUAAAUCAUAUGUGCUCGCAAAAGGCAAUCACAAUUCACAAUAUGCGCAACCUUUAACAACAUCCACAGCUACUGGAGUAGCGACAAAUGCAACAAAUUCCCCAUCUACGUCACCUGCAACUAAAUUCAGUGAUAACUCAUCAGAUUCUGGUUUUGAUGAAAAUAUACAAGAUCGUAAAUCAGCAAGUCCUUUGCAAGAGGAAAUUGAGAAAAAAUUAAUUGCACGUUCAACCGGUUGUGUGCAAACAAUGUUUUUGGCCAGUGGAGUUCAUUUAAAGGGACAACCACAAAAUUUAGUUUUAGCUGCUAAUGAAACAGCAGCCAAAAUUUUACAAACCCGAAAACAGUAUCAAAUGAAUCGUAAUAAUGUAGCAAUUGGUUCGCAAACGGUGUCCACUGUAAAGAUGCCACAGGCGACAACUACAACAAAUCCAACACAUACUAAACUACGUACAAUAUAUCACAACAAUAGUGCAAUACAACAUGAAAAUGGUGUUACAACAAUUGUACCAGCUUCAUCACUAGCUGCAACAUCUCAAACGGCUGCCAUGAACGCAUUAGCACCCAGCACAGUUACCAUAACACCAGCACCACAUCCACAUCACCAACAACACAUUGGUGCUAAUAUCGCAGUAACUAAUAUUUAUAAUAAGAAAUUGAAAGCAACUAAUGCACAAACUAAUAGCAAUACAAAUCUGAGUAGUGGCAGUAAUAAUAUAAGUUUGAGUAGUGGAAGUGUGAAUGCAAUCACUGGUAAUGUAUCAAGUCUGAAUCAAAAAAUAAUUUUAGUUAAAUCUGCAACAAAAUACAAUAAUAAUCUUAGCAAUAUUAGUGCCGUUGCAGGUGCAACAUCAGCAACAAUUACAACAUUACCGUUGAACAAUCAUAGUAUUUGUAAAAACUGACUAUAAAAUUCAUAAAUUCAUAAUUUUAUAUAUAUAUUGUUAUACAAUUUGUUGUUUGUAUAGCAAAAGUAUAAAUAAUACAUGCCCUUCGCACACUUUUGUUAAAAAAUAUAUGAAGUUUGGAAUGAUGUUUGUAACAGGGGAUUGAGGGAUUGUAGGUCAUUUACAUUAUUUAACAGUUUUGCAAUACCAAUUGAUUUCUUAGUUUUUGAAUUUAUUCUAUAAAUCUUUGUAGACCAAAAUGUACCAAAAACAAACAAAAAAUCGAAUAUUUUAUUCUAGUAUUGAAUUACCGGUUAAAAAUGAGUAUACCUUAAAACUCCAGUAGAAGUGAUGUGCAUAUGUAGCUUCGAAGCGUAGAUUUAGGCGCUCCCAAAACCAAAAAUGAUAACAUAAUAGUUUAUGGUUUCACAAAAUCUCGGGUUCUCAAUUAAAUUGAAAAUACAACUAUCAUUUUAUAGAAAACAUUUCUUUACCCCGAAAUAUAGUCUAACCCAUAUGCAUGUAGUGUUUUGUUUAAAUAAGUUGCACAUUGCUUAAUUAAAUUACUCCUUUGAGUUAUUAUUUAAACAGGGCUUUGAACCAGAACUAAAUCACAAACUAAAAAAAAUCUAUACUUUUGCCUAAGCGAAAAAAUCGCUUA